AUGUUUUCCAAACACUUUGGCAAACACUUUGACUUGAUCCAGACAGGUGAAGUCAAACUAGCCAGUGGUGAGUACAUUCUCUACUCUGGACAUGCAGAGGAAGCGGCACCACACACAGAAGGAGUGGCACUCAUGCUCUCCAAAGAAGCACAACAGGCCCUCAUCGGUUGGGAGCCCAUCAGCUCAAGAAUUAUCACUGCAAGAUUCCAUACCACCCAUAAAAGAAUCAACCUUCAAAUCAUACAGUGCUAUGGACCUACCAACAAUGCAGAGGAGGAAAUGAAGGAUAACUUCUAUAACCAACUACAACAUCUACGCCAGUCCAGGAAGGAAAAAGACCUAACCUUACUCAUGGGUGACAUUAAUGCCAAGAUGGGAAACAACAACAAUGGAUACGAACUGGCCAUGGGAAGACAUGGACUUGGCACCAUGAACGAAAAUGGGGAAAGAUUUUCAGACAUAUGUGCUGACACCAACCUGGUCAUAGGAGGCACCAUAUUCCCCCAUAAACACGUUGAUAAAACCACCUGGAUAUCUCCCGACCACACUACCGAAAACCAGAUUGACCACAUAUGCAUCAACCGGAAGUUCAGACGGUCUCUCCUGGAUGUGAGAGUAAAGAGGGGGGCAGACGCUGGAUCAGACCACCACCUACUGGCUGCAAAACUCCAACUCAAGCUAAAGCGCCGCAAUACCCCUUCUGGGAACAGAACAAAGUACAACAUCCAGCUCUUCCAAGACAUUGGAACAACUGAGCUGUAUAAAACCACCCUUCAGAACGGGUUUCAAGCCCUGCAAGAACAACCAGUGAAGGAGUACUGGAACAGCCUGAAAAGUGUAUGGAAGGAGACUGUUGGAUUUGUUUUAGGAAAAGGCUAA
Molecule: messenger RNA, 879 nt
Organism: Syngnathus acus (greater pipefish)
Lineage: Eukaryota; Metazoa; Chordata; Actinopteri; Syngnathiformes; Syngnathidae
Product: craniofacial development protein 2-like
Biological process (GO): chromatin remodeling
Cellular component (GO): nucleus
Molecular function (GO): catalytic activity
Source: RefSeq, a predicted model, not a curated record